AUGAUAACCCAAGACAAAGAUACUGAAGGUGAAGCAGCGCAGUCUCGCCCUAAGAGUCACAUGGGGAAAAGCGGAGGGUUUGUGGUCCCAAGAGAGGAGAAAACUCCUGUGGUCAUAUGGGGCUGGAAAGAUUUUGCUAAGGAAAAGGUGCUGUUGGGCACUGAAGGGUUUGGAGAAAGGAAUGAAGAGAAAGUAACUUACUACUUAACUUUAGUAAUGACUUACACAGUGAUUGAGUCUGUCUUUGACACCAGAGAAGGCUUCCGAAGUCAACGUUUCGAAAGCAACAGCUACCACCGCAGUGGGCGGAAAGAGUUAAUACACCUCCCAAAACACCCUAUUUACUGCCAAGAAAUCCUAUAUACCCUGAGACAAUCUGGCUGGUCAACAAAAAACGAAGCCAGGGACUCAAGCGUCAUGAGUUCAGAUACAAAUGUAAACAAAAGUUCCUCCCCGGCUGCAGAGGAGCAGCCAGAUGAACAUGAUGACCUCCUUCCUGGCUCAGCCAGUGACCAAGAAAACAAAGUAAGAUUAUCUCCAGCCAAAAUGUCAACCAAGAAUUCUACAGAUCUAGUUGAAUAUGUUGACAAAGAUCAUUCUUUCCUUCCUGUCAUUCCAAACAUCCAGAGAAGUCAUCUGGAAGACAGACUGAACAGCCAGGAGCGCACCAUAGCUUUCCUCCUUGAGCAAGCCUUCCGCAUCAAGGAGGAUAUCUCUGCUUGUCUUCAGGGGACACACGGCUUUCAAAAAGAGGAGUCGCUUGCCAGGAAGUUACUGGAAAACCACAUCCAGACCAUCACUAGCAUUGUCAAAAAACUCAGCCAAAACAUCGAGAUUUUAGAAGACCAAAUAAGAAUUCGAGACCAGGCGGCCACAGGAACUAAUUUUGCAGUGCAGGAGCUAAACACCAAACACCUUCAAGGAGUUGGAGAUCUUCGAGGAAGAGUAGCCAGAUGUGAUUCCAGCAUUGUGAAGCUUUCUGGAGACAUUCAUUUCAUCAGGCAUGAGUACCGACAAAUUGAAAAAACAAUUCAAGAACUCAUGUCUUCCCUAGAAACUGUUUCUAAGAACUUGGAUAUGAAGGUAAUACAGCUCUUAGGAAAGAUAGAGGCUUCCAAUUCUGAACAAAUCUCAAAUUUAAAGAUGGUCCAGGGGGAUUAUCACCAUGAAAUGAAUCUUUUGGAGUUCAAAUUUAAUUCACUUUCAAACACUCUGUAUGAGGAAGUCGAGAAAAAUAAAAAAUGGACCGAAAGCCAGUUCAUCAAAUAUGAAAAAGACCAGCUGGGCCAAAUAAAUCAGUGCCUGAAGUGCCUACAGGAGAAACUGGAAAAGUCAGAAAAUAAAAUGGAAGAAAAAUUACUGCAGCUUUCAAGCAAAUUAGGGAAUUUUGUUAACUCACACAAACAGGAAGCAGAACUAAGCAAAGUAAAGCAUAUAGAAAAUAAACUGUCUAAAAAAAUGAGCCAGCUGGAAAAGCACAUCUGGGAUGAAUUAGAGAAAAUGCAGAAUGAAUAUCAAUCAGGGUUUAAAUCAAUUCAUGACUCUCUCAGCUCCCUCCAACAAAUACACCAAACAAAGAUGGAUUUAGAGAUAUAUAAAGUACAGAAAGACCUAAAGAAAUUACAGCGUAAGAUAGUGGAACUCCAGGAAGUAUAAACUUUCCAGUCAUCCUCUUUUCACCAGCCAAUGGAGUGAUUUGUUGGUAAA
Pteronotus mesoamericanus is the source of this 1707-nucleotide messenger RNA. It is a transcript of the gene FAM81B, whose product is annotated as family with sequence similarity 81 member B. The transcript has 12 exons. The coding region runs from base 1 to 1656 and encodes 551 amino acids. NCBI's taxonomy places the organism in Eukaryota, Metazoa, Chordata, Mammalia, Chiroptera, Mormoopidae. The record is from RefSeq and is a predicted model, not a curated record.